Molecule: messenger RNA, 836 nt
Organism: Capsella rubella
Lineage: Eukaryota; Viridiplantae; Streptophyta; Magnoliopsida; Brassicales; Brassicaceae
Exons: 4
Coding region: 133-723 (196 amino acids)
Source: RefSeq, a predicted model, not a curated record
AACACCGUGAGUCAGCCCGUGAACAAAAGUUUCAGGACGAUAACACAAAUACCACUAAAGAUUAGGGACUUAAAAUAAUAAACUUAAAAGGUUGAACACAUCUUAUCUUGUGGAUCUGAGCGAUCUCCGAAGAUGCGACGGCGAGAAGAGAAGCGCCGGGAGUUUCACGAAGCUCUUCUUCAAACGCUUUAUCCUCCUUCAUCUCCACCUUCUCUUUCAUCUUCUCCGUCUCCGGUAGAGGUUGUUAAUGACGAACCAUUCGAUGUAACACUUAUAAAUCCAGAGGAUUACUUGAAAAUUAGUUCAACCAUUCAGGGAGAAGACAACGAAAAUGGAGACGAAUCGGGGAUUGCAGAGAAACCGAGUCGAGCGCAGAGAAAGAGGCUAAGGAAGAAGAUGCUCAAAGAAGAAGAAGCUCGACGGAAGAAAGUUAUGAUCGGACCUUUACUUCCGUCACAAAUGCUUCAGAACCCUGACGGAAGAAGAGUCGGAGAUGCAAGCGGGAGUAUUAUUGAAGAAGAUUCUGAUAGCCAAGAAGAAGAAGAUGAGGCUUGCCAAAGCAAAAUCUGCUCACAACCUGUUCGACUAAAUGCCACAGAGAAGAAAGAAGAAAAAUUCGGUGACAGUGAUAAGACGAGGAAAGUCAAGAAGAGGAGAGAGGCUAAGAAGCUGGCCAAAGAUAGUGUUCUAAACCAAAAUCAUAUCCCAGAUCCUCGUAAUUAGGGUUAAAUUUGUACCAUAUCUUUAUGUAAGAGUUGAUUAGUCUUUCUUUGAUAAUACAAGGGCAUAUUACUAAAUUUGUACUUCUUGGUUUGUAAGGUUCGUUAAAUUCCCUU